GGUAACAUCAGUUUUGUCCAUCAGCAGCCUCUCUCAGCCUGCCAAGCUAUCUUAUGGAUUGAAGUAACCAAUUUGCUAACCGUGGCUGUGAUGGCUGCAGAAGGGAAUGGCAGAACAGGCUCCGGGCAGAGGAAGUUGGCCUCUGGUUAAAGAGUCAGAGAUCCAUGUCCGGAACCCAUGUUACCAUCAGGCUAUUAUUUCUACCGACAUAGUUUAAUCUGGAUUUACAGUACUCAUCGCUUCUUGAACAGCCUUGACGGUUACAGCGCCAAUAAAGAAGAGGAAGACAUUUCAUUGACUGCACUGAAGUUUAAGAAGCGUUCAAGUGUGAGAACAAUUUCAUUAGACGAUUAAGAAAAAAUCUGAUCCAUUCAGCGAGACCUAGGGGUCUAUAGUGGCGCAAACCAACUUUAAUGUUGCAAUUGACAAGCGACUAAUUAUCGGGCAGUGGUGGGGCCACCAUUCGCUUCCAUCAAAUUUCGGUGCGCAGUCACUGGUUUAGGCCGGAUUCACACUAUGAUGCCGAUCACGGUCCGCUCUCGGUCCAGUCUCGGUCCGGUAAAAUAUUCACAAACGAAAAACAAUGACUGUAUUCACACUAUCCGUGCUGUUCAAGUUUCGGUACAGUCACACUCCAGCAUCGAUCAAGUUCGAAGAAUAUUUUGCUGGAGCGUGAUCGAACUUGCCGCGACUUGUACUGAUAGUGUGAAUAACGUUGCGUUCUCGGUUCAGUCUUUCGACAAUAGCAAAGGAGUGCAGAUCGAAGUUUUUACAAUGACAGCUGAAAAAUCUUGGUCUUUUGAAAAAGAUGAAAUGCUCAUCGAACUUGUCAAAAGUAAGCGAAAAAAUGCACAAGAUCUGUUUUACGUGUCCACGCGACGAACGAUGAAUCGCGACUGGACCGAUGUAAGAACACAAAUGUAGAUGUCGAAAGAUUUUACCGAACCGAGACUAGACCGAGAACGAACCGUGAUCGGCACCAUAGUGUGAAUCUACCCUUAGAGGUAGUUUUGCCUGUUUGUGUAGUCAUUGAUGAUUGGGAUUGGAAGAAAAAUUAUUUAAAAUAUUGCCAUUUGUAUUUAUACAAUUUUUUAAACAGAUAUGAGCAGGUGAGUAGAGAGAAAAUGCUAUGUGGAGUGAAAAAUCAAAAAAGAUAGAAAAAGAAAAAAUGGAAUUUGUAAAUAUUUACUACUAUUCACAAAAAUGCCAGUUCGACAAGUAAGGAUUGGUGAUAAAAUGCUGUGGAUGUAGUAGAAGUGUGCAGAUUUUUGCGUGUUGAGGACACACACUGAGUAAUUGAUGGCAUUAAUUGACACAGCCAAGUGAGCUGAAGAAGAAUUAUGUAGUUCAGCUGGGAAUGAAGAGGUUGAUGUGGGUAAACUGUGGCAGAUUGCCAUGCUGAGAUGCAGACGCGCGGAAAUCUGGCAAAGGACAAAUGACAAAUGAAAGAAGCGAGUAGUGGUGAGAAGCGACAAGAAGAGAGUGUUGUUGGCGGCGGUUGCUUUGCCUUUUGAUGCGAGUGGAAACGCAAGCAAGCGCAAACAUUAAUUAGCUGCUGAAUGACUGUCAUUCAAAUAGACAUAUGAGCGCAAAGCUAUGCGACAUAAUAUCUAGACAAACACACACAUGCAUACUUAUGUAUGUUUGCAUAUUUCCAUGUAUAUAUGUGUGUUAAUUGCGAAUGUGUGGGCAUGCAUUUGUGUGAAGUACUGCAGGGUUAAGGCAGAGUGAAUGAGAGUAGAAUGAAUUGAAUUGCUUUACAGCGAGAUAAUUUGUAUGCAGCUUUGUAUAUACAUGCGCUUGUAUGUGUGUAUGUUAUAUAAGUGUUAGUGUGUGGCAAGAUCUUAUUUUGCAACACUUUGUGGAUAUGUAACGUAUACCCUUUGCAAGUAUGUGUUAAUUUUGUUUUUUUUUGUUUUUUACGAGUACCAUUGCCUGAUUAGUUGUUGAUUAAUUGCGAGACCAGCAUGCACACAUACAUGCGAACACAUCUGUUUACAUAGCGCAAACAUAUGUACGCUUCAAUAAGCCAGAAUAACAAGCCAUUCGAGCGUCUAACUAAAUAUGCAUUUGCUAGAAAAAUAAAUGAGUAAAAAUCACAAUACAAAAGCAACAUUUACCAGCGCUUAAUUAUAAGAAAACACAUUCGAAUGGGUAAAUAAGAGUAAUGUUUUCGAAUGCAGCUGUCUGGCAAUUAAAUGAGUUGACAAAUGAAAAUAUUAAUUCUCCACGUGUGCAACAGCGAUUCACCAACGGCCGUAGUCCGUAAUAAAUAAAAGCGAGAAAUGAAUUGGCCAGCUAUUUAUGAGAAUUUUGUCAUCAGUAUAACAAAUAGAGUUAAAUAUUUACCAUAUGUCGUUUAAAGACAACACAAAACGGGCAAGUCACUUCAGGUAGCUCAUAAAAAGACACCAACAAAUAUGCUUAGGUACGCAAGUAUGCGUGCUUUAGGCUACAUAAAAGUUUCUAAAUAUUUUUGCGCCAACUUUCUUUCUAAAGGCUCUCUUGGGACCAGUUUAAUAUAGAUCAAUAAAAUUUUACGAAUUCUUGAGUAGGUGAUAAUUGCUUUUCAUCUUUGAUUGUUUGCUUAUUUUCGCUUAGUAGAGUUUGGCACACAGUGGACACGCACACUA
Anastrepha ludens (Mexican fruit fly) is the source of this 2633-nucleotide messenger RNA. RefSeq lists its product as uncharacterized. Lineage: Eukaryota; Metazoa; Arthropoda; Insecta; Diptera; Tephritidae. The record is from RefSeq and is a predicted model, not a curated record. The coding region runs from base 517 to 924 and encodes 135 amino acids. The transcript has 2 exons.